Messenger RNA from Protobothrops mucrosquamatus (brown spotted pit viper), 2106 nucleotides. RefSeq lists its product as uncharacterized. The record is from RefSeq and is a predicted model, not a curated record. The transcript has 5 exons. Lineage: Eukaryota; Metazoa; Chordata; Lepidosauria; Squamata; Viperidae. The coding region runs from base 337 to 1362 and encodes 341 amino acids.
UUCCCCGCGCCCUUCACACGAGGGCGGCCUACAGUGCCGGGCCGGAAACUUUUAAUCGUUGCUCUUCCAUACCUGUCUGGAGACGGACAGGUGGAUCCUCGGAGCUUUUCUGAGGUAGAAAGUCUAAGUAACCAGGAAGUAACUGCCGCCUGGCCUUAGACGAGGGAGCCUGUUGCCCGCCGCCUACCAUUAUCAUCGCCCUGAUUGCUGUAGGGAGCGAAUUUCAGACCUUGUCCUCGGUAGGAAGCGCUUCUUCCUCGCUAACAAAACAAGACGUUCGGGGAGCCGGGGGAUCCAUCGCCUCCUCUCUCGGGUUUCACUUUCCUCUGUGGGUUUAUGACUGCUCAUCUGACAGAGAACAUGGAGCUCACACCGUUCUUCAAACUCCCAUCUUCCCAACUCAUUGGAAGUUUAGGAUCUGUUGCUCCCAUCGUACUCAUGAUCCUUCUGCUGCUUCUCUGUUUUCCCUUUAAAAAGAAAAAGCAUCGCUUGUCGAUCAGAACCAGGAAGAAGGACUUAAAUAUGUCUGAACUAAUCGAUCUGACAAAAGUGGAAGAUGGGUUGCCUCCAGAAAGAAAGUCUCUUGCAGAUCAGUGUUUACUCAAAGGUAACACUUUGCCUAGUCACCAAGCAAAGCAGCAAUCAAAUGGAUUUUCUUCAGAGCUUCAGCAAGGAAAUGCAGACUCUCCAAAAUACACACAGGUAGUUAACUCAAGCCAACAAAGGAUGGAGAAACUGAACAUGAAUCAUCAAAGAGACUUGAAUCCACCAGCACCAAGUUCCAACAAACCAUCCCCAAGCCCGCUGCAGUUCAGAAAACUCCCAGUGACUCCUAAAGAGGCCUGCCUGUCUAGAAUGUUACCAUUGACUCAGAACCCAGACAACCAAGUUUAUGAAAGCAUUGGUACUAAAGAACAGGAAUUAUAUAGCAAGGAUUGGUUGGAAGGAAGGACAGGCUGUCAGAUGGCAGCUAAUAAUAAUUCGAUCUGUGCCACGACACUAAGAUUUGGAGCAGGGCCUGUGGAGCUUGGUGGGAAAGAUUCUGAAGCUGCAGGAUCCAACAACAUGCAUGCGCAAUUGUCUCCAGCUGAAACAUGCCAGGAGUCAUAUGGCCAGUUGCAGGACAUGGCACCUGAGAAAGAGGCCCCUCAGGCUCAGCUUGAGUCUGACUCAAGGAGACUAAGUGCCAUGUAUGCUCGAGUGUGCAAGCGUACCAAAGCACUUCAGUCAGCGCAACCUGAAAAUCAUGAUGAGCCUAAGAAACAAGAAGAGGAAGAACCCCCACCCAUUCCAGAAAAAUGUUUUGAGCACAUCUAUGAAAGCCUGAACAUUGAUGGUGAGAUGCAGGUUGGGGACUUGUAGGUGCAUCUCUUUCUAAACUGGAAGGCGUACUGUAUGUUCUAAUCUAAAUGGGCAACUAUAAGUAUCAUGCACUUACACAGAAAGGUCAGUUAGGUACAUUCAUAUGGUGUUCAUAAAUCUCUGUGGUAUAUAUGUGCUAGUGAAGAGUUACUGAAAUGUAAGCUUUUUUUUUUAAACCAAUUCAAGCUGCUACUAUUUUCCAUCUUUUCAAAAAUCCUGGUUCUAGAAAUACUACCCUUCCACUUCUGUAGCAAACACUUUUUCCCCUUCUGACAUCAAUUCUGACUUUCCUGGGCCUUUUUUCAUUGACUGGCCAACUUGGAAGCGUUCCUCUGGCAACGGCAGGGCCGAGAUGGUGGCCACCAAAAAGAUAAAGAUGUCUUUAGAAUCGAUAAAUUCAAGACUCCAGCUGGUUACGAAAUAAGGUAAAUAUGUACUUGGAUAUAAACAAACUAGUAUAUGUUAUCCUAACCAAUAACUGUGCUGCUUCGAGAAAGUCAGAAAUUGAGUUCUAUGCCAAAACUGUUGUGCAUAACUACAGUGGCAACAAUAUUGAACUGGGAACAACUUGUGGGAAGUAUUACAGAGUAUGUACACUUGCUAUAAUUGACCCAGGUGACUUUGACAUAAUUAGAAGCAUGCCAGAACAUGAGAAGUAAAGAAGUAAAAGUUUACUUGAUAAGUUUAUUAAGUAAAAUUAAUAAACUUAAAUUCUGUGUAAUAAAACUGGCUAUAAAUCUAAAA